Messenger RNA from Neodiprion virginianus, 1431 nucleotides. It is a transcript of the gene shrb, whose product is annotated as charged multivesicular body protein 4b. The transcript has 5 exons. Bases 347 to 1024 code for a protein of 225 amino acids. Gene Ontology annotation, biological process: vesicle budding from membrane; late endosome to vacuole transport via multivesicular body sorting pathway. The record is from RefSeq and is a predicted model, not a curated record. Lineage: Eukaryota; Metazoa; Arthropoda; Insecta; Hymenoptera; Diprionidae. Gene Ontology annotation, cellular component: cytoplasmic side of plasma membrane; multivesicular body; ESCRT III complex.
UGAAGAAUACUGCCCUACAGAAUCCCCAAAUUUAUCCUUGCGAUGAUAGCUCAUGGGACACAUGCAACGAUGGCUAAAGAAAUUUGAAAAGCAGCCGAUUGGAUGAAGAUUUGCCAUUUAUUAGAGACAUUGGACUUCAUAGACUUGUAAUUUGGACAUGCAUUGACGUGAUGCGUGCGAUGAGUCAUGACGCAGGUAGAGGGGAUCAUGGCGAUCGUGUGUUCGGGACAUCAGGGGCACGGUGACUGAUCCGUCGUGGAAAUUAAAGUGACUCUUCGUGUUGGAUUGGUUUAAAUCGUAUAAAAUAUUGAGAAGAACUAGCUUCUGCUAACUAGAGGUUGGAAAAAUGAGCUUUUUUAGCAAAGUGUUUGGCGGUAAGAAGGAGCCCACUGCUCCUUCAACGGCCGAGGCGAUCCAGAAACUCAGGGAGACCGAAGAAAUGCUAAUGAAAAAACAAGAUUUCCUCGAGAAGAAGAUCGACAUUGAAAAACAAACGGCCAGAAAGAACGGAACUGCGAACAAACGAGCUGCGAUUCAGGCACUGAAGAGAAAGAAGCGCUAUGAGAAACAAUUGUUGCAAAUUGAUGGAACGUUGUCGACAAUUGAAAUGCAGAGAGAGGCGCUGGAGGGUGCUAAUACCAACACAGCGGUUCUAACCACCAUGAACAGUGCCGCGGCUGCUCUAAAGGCUGCCCACCAACACAUGGAUGUUGACCAAGUUCACGACAUGAUGGAUGACAUAGCGGAGCAACAAGAUGUUGCACGUGAAAUUUCCGACGCAAUCUCAAACCCGGUUGCCUUUGGCCAAGAUGUGGAUGAAGACGAAUUGGCAAAGGAACUCGAGGAACUCGAACAAGAGGAAUUGGACAAAGAGCUGCUUGGAGUCGGCGGAAUUGGAACUCCUACCGAACUACCAGCCGUUCCUGCUACAUCAGUGCCUGCUGCUCCUGCCAAAGCUCGUUCAAAAGCCAAAGCCGAAGAAGUUGACGACGAUCUAAAGGAAUUGGAAGCGUGGGCCUCGUAAAGAAAUUAGGACCAUACUGUUUUCACAAAGUAGAACACAAAAAUGAUAGCUUUCAACUGGAAACGAGGAGAAAGGUGUUGCGUGCGGGUGAGCCCAAAACGCCAUUAUAAAAUUAUCAUAAUAUAAAAAAAUUAAAACAGGAGAAAGAUUAUAAAUUUAACCAUUCAAGUUCUAAGGUUUGUAGCGUUUCUGUACAUAGGGUUAAUGCUUCAUAAACUAAUGAAUUAUUAUAACUCUUAAUUAUAAAUUGCCUUAUACAUAUUCUUUAUACACAUAAAACUCAAUCCAUUACUAACGGCAAGUAAUCUAAUUAAGUUUAGGUAAGCUUAAUUGGCACAAUUCGUUGAGAUAUCGAUUGUUCAAAAUAAUAAAAAAAAUUUCUAUGAAUAAAGUAACAGGCAAAUGGC